Molecule: messenger RNA, 2293 nt
Organism: Periconia digitata
Lineage: Eukaryota; Fungi; Ascomycota; Dothideomycetes; Pleosporales; Periconiaceae
Source: the annotation of a GenBank genome assembly
GCACAAAUAUCCACCUGCGAGUUGCCUGGUUCCAUCCGGUUUUCGAUAAUCGCCCCGCCUGUGACGAUGUUGACCGCGUCUUCUGCAGCGCUGCUACUGGCUUUCGCCAACUCUGCUCUUGCUCAAUUCCCAGCAGAACCUCAAGGCCGGACUGUUCUUGAAUCGCGAUUCGGCGAAGGAGUCACGAUCACUUACAAGGAGAACAGCCUCUGUGAGACUGAGGAUGCCAGGUCGUAUGCAGGACACGUAUAUCUUCCUCCGGGAACAGCGGACUUAGGCCAGGGCCAAGAUUAUCCUAUCAAUAGCUUUUUCUGGUUCUUUGAAGCGCGCAAUGACCCCACCAACGCGCCUCUCACUAUCUGGUUGAAUGGCGGUCCAGGGAGUUCGAGUAUGCAUGGAUUGUUUACAGAGCAUGGUCCUUGCCAUGUCAAUGCGGAUUCCAACAGCACACGACCAGCACCAUGGAGCUGGAACGAAAACGUGAACAUGCUUUACUUUGACCAGCCCGUUCAGGUCGGCUUCUCGUACGACACACUCCAGAAUGUGACAAAGAAUCUUAUCAACGGCAGAGUGUCCGAGCUGAACGAGUCGACACCAGUGCCAGAGCAAAAUUCGACCUUUCUCACCGGAACAUUCCCCAGUCGCGAGCCCAACAACACUGCUUUCGGAUCCGUCAAUGGCGCCGUGGCUUCCUGGCACUUUUUGCAAUCUUGGUUUCAAGAGUUUCCGCAUUAUCUACCAAAUGACACACGUAUUUCUUUAGCAGCUCAGUCGUAUGGAGGUCGUUACGGCCCAGCCAUGAUGUCUUUCUGGGAAGAACAGAACCAAAGGAUAGAGAACGGUACAUGGGAAGGCGGCGAUGGUGAACAAUUCAUUUUGCACCUCGACACUCUCAUGAUUGUCUCGGGUUGCGUUGACCGCUACGUACAAUACCCUUACUACCCCCAGCAAGCUUUCCGCGAUAAUGGCUACGGAAUCGAAGCCGUCAACGAAACCGUCUAUAACAGCAUGGUCGCAGCUAUCCCGGAGUGCCUCGAGCGAAUUCAGACUUGCCGUGAUGAAGCCGUAUUUGGGGACCCUGAGAAUCUGGGAAUCAACGCAACUGUCAACAGAUUGUGCGAAGGUGCUGAAACGUUCUGCCGCGCAAACAUCGUCUCUCCGUACACAGCUUAUUCUGGGCGUGAUUAUUACGAUAUUUCUACGUUCGAGCCGGCUCCAUUCCCCCAAGGUUUCCAUGAAGGUUUCCUAAAUCGCGAAUGGGUACAAGCUGAGUUGGGCGUCCCACUCAACUGGACGGGUAGUUCCCCACAGGCAUCAAAUGCAUAUCGUGGCAUCGGCGACUAUCCCCGCGAUUCGUGGCUGGAAGAUCUUGGUUUUCUGCUUGACAAUGGUAUUAAGGUGUCUCUGUUGUACGGUGAUCUGGACUUCGCCUGUCCGUGGGCGGGAGGUGACGCUGUUGCCAAAGCUAUCCCAUGGGCCGGUUCUGAAGGCUAUUCUACAGCGGAAUACGCCGAAAUCCAAACCAAUGACUCGUAUGUCGGCGGUCUUGUGCGACAGUAUGGCAAUCUGAGCUACACCCGUAUCUUCCAGGCAGGACACUCCAUCCCCUCCUACCAGCCCGAAACCUCUUUCCGCAUCUUUGACCGCGUGCUCUUCAACUUCGACAUCGCCACUGGCACGCAAUCAACCGCCGGUAGCGUGGAAGACGGCACUGCCUACAAGAGCACAGGGCAGCCGACUCCCGAAUCGAACCAGACAGCUACCGGCCAAGACCUCACCUACUGCUACACGUAUGGGCCGGGCUCUUGCUAUGAUUGGCAGGUUGAUAUGAUUUUGAACGGGACAGCCGAGAUUUGCAAUUGGCUGUUUGUGGAUAAGAACACAACGCAAUUGUUCCCGGAUGUUAUUGCUAAGUGUCGUGCGGACUGGGCUGGAGGAAAUGGCACUGGCAAUGCGUCUUCUUCUAGGCUGACCGCCCGGUCAACGACUUUUGAGGGUCAGGCCGCGUCUCUGGCAGGAUCUGGAUGGGUGUCAGUCUGGGUUGUUGUUGCUUUUGCUGCGUUCGGCAUUCUGCUAUAGACCUGCGCAAGCUUUUAGCUAAAGCUGGAAUAAGUGUUCAAUCUGGGUGGUAAACGAAUAAAUACAUGCUUUUCCCAUGAUUGUAAACCUAUUCAACUCAAAGAGAGUCCUGAAAGCUUGGUGUUCACGGGGGAGGCUCUGUGAUGCUUCACAGACGAAACUGUUCGUAUUUGCGAUUUGUAAAUGAGUUUUGGAAAUAGUGAUAUGUAGAUCU